This is a messenger RNA of Gadus chalcogrammus (walleye pollock), 4826 nucleotides long. It is a transcript of the gene has2, whose product is annotated as hyaluronan synthase 2. NCBI's taxonomy places the organism in Eukaryota, Metazoa, Chordata, Actinopteri, Gadiformes, Gadidae. Gene Ontology annotation, biological process: extracellular matrix assembly; hyaluronan biosynthetic process. The coding region runs from base 736 to 2394 and encodes 552 amino acids. The record is from RefSeq and is a predicted model, not a curated record. Gene Ontology annotation, molecular function: hyaluronan synthase activity. The transcript is spliced from 4 exons.
CCAAAGGAACCGUAAACGAGGCUGUACACAGUCCAGUCGUCUGGAAGGAAUUAGACAGCUGAAACUAACAGCGUUGUAGAGAAGUGGCGAGAGCUUUUGACCACUUACUUCCCUGCUCCCUAACCUGUAACCUGGACGCUGUCGGGGAAACGAGACCUGCGUACACCCCCCUUAAGGCCAACAUUUGAAACACAAUUGACUUAAACAGUCAACGUUUUGUAACUUUUUUUUUUUCUCAUGUGAAUGACAAUGCCAAAGUUGUCUGCUGCGCUGUUUCUCUGAGUUAAUGUGUGUGUCAAUUUUCCUCUUUUUGAGUCAUGUAUUCCUUGUCUCAGGGCGGGAAAUUUAAACGUUCUGCUUUAUUAUGUAUAGGGUAGUUAUGUAUUUAAUUAUUUGAUACGAAUCAAGCCAACAAAAGUUUACCCACCGGGAUGUCUUGCGUGUGUGCUUCUAAAAAGCACGCAGCUCACCACUCGCAGAAUGACAAGCUGAGCAGCGAAGAAGAUCCAUCCCUGAACGUGUUCAUUCAUUCCCACGUGAAGAGAAGCAGCCUGUACCGCUCGUUUCUUCCUUGAUGUGUGCCAUUCUCAGAGGAUUCAUGAGACGCACGAAAAAAGAACUUUCCUGUGAAACUUUGCUGAGAACUUUUCAGCCUGUCGAGGGCUUUCAGGAGACGCCGGAGGUGACUGGAUCCUUCUCCGGGACGGGGGCGCAGGACCACACAGCUGUUCCAAGAUGAAAUGUGAUCAAGCGCUGACCUACCUGCGCAUCUUCGGGACGACCAUGUUCGGCAUCUCCCUCUUGGUGGGCAUCUCCACCGCCUACAUCAUGGGCUACCAGUUCUUCACCACCGAGCGCAACCACGUGUCCUUCGGUCUGUACGGCGCCAUCCUGGUGGUCCACCUCGUCAUCCAGAGCCUGUUCGCCCUGCUGGAGCACCGCAACAUGCGGCGCUCCCUGGAGACCCCCAUCAAGCUCAACAAGUCCCUGGCGCUGUGCAUCGCCGCGUACCAGGAGGACCCUCAGUACCUGCGCAAGUGCCUGGUGUCGGUGAAGAGGCUGACCUACCCGGGCAUCAAGGUGAUCAUGGUGAUCGACGGCAACAACGACGACGACCUGUACAUGAUGGAGAUAUUCAAGGAGGUCAUGGGCUGGGACAAGGUGUCCACCUACGUGUGGCGGAGCAACUUCCACUUCCGGGGGCCCGGCGAGACGGACGAGGGCUACGCCGAGAGCCUGCAGUACGUGACGCAGCUGGUGCUGGGGAACAAGUGCGUGUGCAUCAUGCAGAAGUGGGGCGGCAAGCGGGAGGUCAUGUACACGGCCUUCAAAGCGCUGGGGAGGAGCGUGGACUACGUACAGGUGUGUGACUCGGACACCAUGUUGGAUCCCGCAUCGUCGGUGGAGAUGGUGAAGGUUCUGGAAGAAGACCCCAUGGUGGGGGGCGUAGGGGGCGAUGUACAGAUCCUGAAUAAGUACGAGUCCUGGAUCUCCUUCCUCAGCAGCGUGCGCUACUGGAUGGCGUUCAACAUCGAGCGUGCGUGCCAAUCCUACUUCGGCUGUGUCCAGUGCAUCAGCGGACCUCUGGGGAUGUACCGCAACUCCUUGCUGCACGAGUUCAUGGAGGCCUGGUACAACCAGACCUUCAUGGGAUCCCAUUGCAGCUUCGGGGAUGACCGCCACCUCACCAACAGGGUUCUGAGCCUGGGCUACUCCACCAAAUACACGGCGCGGUCUAAAUGCCUGACCGAGACGCCCAUCACCUACCUGCGCUGGCUCAACCAACAAACGCGCUGGAGUAAGUCCUAUUUCCGGGAGUGGCUGUACAACUCAAUGUGGUUCCACAAGCACCAUCUGUGGAUGACCUACGAGGCGGUGAUCACGGGCUUCUUUCCCUUUUUCCUCAUUGCCACGGCGAUACAGCUGUUCUACCAGGGGAGGCUGUGGAAUAUCCUGUUGUUCCUGCUCAUCGUGCAGGCCGUCGCAUUGAUAAAGUCCUCGUUUGCAAGCUGCCUGCGGGGCAACAUCGUCAUGGUCUUUAUGUCCUUCUACUCUGUGUUGUACAUGUCGAGUCUGUUGCCGGCCAAGAUGUUUGCCAUCGCCACGAUCAACAAAGCCGGGUGGGGUACGUCGGGACGGAAGACGAUCGUCACAAACUUUAUCGGCCUGGUUCCGAUCUCCAUCUGGUUCACCAUACUCUUUGUCGGAAUCCUCUACACGGUGAUCCAGGAGACGAGGAAACCCUUCCCGGAGUCUGAGACCAUUGUCCUAAUCAUAGGGGCCAUCGUGUACGCCAGUUACUGGGUCAUGCUUUUGACUUUGUACUCAGUUCUGAUAAACAAGUGUGGGAAGAGAAAGAAAGAGCCACAUUAUGACAUGGUUCUGGACGUAUGACACAUCGCCAGCGGCUGUAUUGUCCUUUGAACUAUCUUGAGAAUACUUGCUUACUUUCAAAACAAACCAGGCCCCCAAAAAUCAACUCCACAUGAAGAUAGCCUCACAAAAGCCUUGGCUUUAACAUUCAGCGACAGACAGAUAUAGCACCGGUGGGUGCAUACAAAUCAUCCUAAUACGUGUACUUAAGAAUUGAUUCUUUACCAGUGAACUGGGCUAUUUUUCUGCCUGGUCACUACACCAGCCAAUAUAAUCACUCACAAUGUUUUUCUUAUGUCUAAGUUACUUGAAAGGUUGUGUCCACUCAAAUUCAAGUAAACUUUUGUGAAAAAAAUACACUCACCCAUAGGCAUUUUUCUUUUUUUUGACUGAAACCUUAAUGUAUUUGAAAUAAUUUUGUUUUGCUCAUCCUUCAUAUCAGUGCAUUGAGAGUUCUGAGUGGACACAAUCUUAACAAACUUUUAACGUAUUAUUUUCUUUUACUAUUAUCAUACCACUCAAAUUGCCUUUGGCAACUGACAAUCUGAUAGACAAACCAUGAUCUGCUUCACAAUAAAGGAUCCAUUGCAACCAGAGUCAACCACCAGAACAAAGAUUUACUGUACAUCCUCCUUCUCUUUUCUAGUUUAUUUUAAGGGGAUUAUCUACGGUAUCCCUCGGGAGAAGGUUUAGCAGCUUAGAAAGGUUAACAGCUUGUUGAGCUGCUCUUUUCUUUCAACGUUUACAAAGGGAGGACAUCUUAAUCUGAUUACCGGUGGAUAGAACAAUAAGAAACCUCUGGAUAGGUUACCAGGUGAAAAGAAUGAUAAAUGGUGUAACAUUGCUGCUGUGACUGUUUUGUUUUUAACAAAUUCAAUGGAUUUCUUUUCUUUUUUGUUCAUGUGUAUCCAACGUAAAUUUCAGAACGUUUUUUUUUUUAUGGCAAAGUGAAUGAUAAUCAUCUUGCGGCCGACUUGGGCUUGUUACGAUUCAAAGUGUUUCACAUCGCCUUGCCUUACAUCUGCCCUUGCUCACUUACUUCCUGCACUGACAAAUAGUCAUGGGAGUGGGUCAAUCAAUCGUGGCAUAGACAUUAAAUAUCCUGGCAGUUGAUGAAUAAGGAAGGGGUGAUCGAUCUUUGUUUUGUUUUCAAACAUGCUCCCGGUGUUGCUACGUGAGUGAACCCCCAUGCAUACAAAAUAUAUAGAAGGAGGAAAAAACGUCAACGUUGGAACUGAACAAGGGCACUUACUCUUUAAGAAAACAGGCAUUUUGGAAUGUAAUGAGUCCUUUGUUUCCUAUGGACAAGGAGUGGGCUUGAGAUAAAUUCCUAUGCACUUUUAUGUCUCUCCGAUUGUCCUGCAGAAUGCUUGACACAUAGUUGAUGGGAUGAAAUACCUCAGUGGAUCUGUUUGCGUUGCAUCGCGGUGCCAGGAUGCUGUUCAAAGACUGGCACAUUCUCAAAGGUCUUGUGUAAUUUAUGAUCUUUUGUGAUACAUAUAUAUAAAAUUAUAAAUGCCCUUCUUUAUACGCAGUUCCUUCUUAAGACCAAGCUGGAUUCAUUCGCCUUGUUGGCCUUUUUGCUGUAACCGAUGACCUGUUAUUUGUUGUACGUUACCUAUUGUAUUUCAUUAAAAAAAAUUAUAUAGGCAUCUAUUUUAUUUGUUUUGCUUUGACACCAAAGAUUCUCUAUUUUCUUUCUUUUUUUUUAUAUGAAAAUUGGAAGUUUGACAAUGACCUGUGUGACCAAACAAUGUGAAAUUAUGAGCUGGGGGAUUGUAUGCAAUAAAAACAAAAUAAAGAUGCAAUUUCUAGGAUAAGUUAUUGAUUACCAGAAGGAUAAUGAAUCUGUGUUUUUCUGUGCUUUGAUAGAAAGACAAUGUAUUUAUGUAAUAGUGUUUUGUGGUCCAUAGGUGACUGUUUAUGACAAAUAUUUGUCAUAUUUUAUGACACUGCAAAGAAAGCCACCAAAGCAAAAUAUUUUUUGAUAAUGUGUUAUAAGUGUUAUUAGAAGUGUUAAACCAAAGCAAAACUUUUUUUUGAAGCAAAAUAAUGCAUAGACAUCAUUUUGAAAGUUCAGAAUCAAAGCCUGAAUAGAGUUAACGUUAACAAAACUCCUAUCGCAUUUGGGGACCGUCAUCUAAUAUUUUUGAAAAUAUUUUUCAUUAAAACCACACAAUACGGGAGAACAAUCAAGUAUUUGCACAUGAAUGUAUGUGUAUUUUUUUCCAUGAUAUGCAAGCCGUGUGCCGUACUGAGCAGUUAAAAAGGACAAAUGUUUUAAUUUGAGGAAAGAUUUUAUAUUUACCAAUUUAUAAUAUAUGGGAAAAGUGAUGAAUUCAAGAUGUUCAUGUCAGAUAAUGUGGGCAGUGUUAUCAAAGCACUUUUGUGUUGUGCCAAAUAAAAUGAACUGUUAAGUUUUUCGUAUUUUCCUGUGUAAUGAAUUGCUUAUU